UCAAAACCCUUCGAUCGUAUUCAAUCCUUCGCCAAAACCUCUUCUUCAACAUUUUGGUUUAUCCUUGUUGCAGAGUAGUGCAAAGACUAAAUCUUGUUCGAGGUUUUGAGCUUUUUUUUCCCCCCCCAUGAAAAACGCUCGUCCCCUCUUCUGUGCUACUUUGAUAACGCUAUCAGUGGUUGCAGACAGUAAACCCUCAAUCCUCCUCAAUUGCGGAGCUCCUGCGCCAGACUCGGACCUCGAUGGAAGAAUUUGGACCCCCGACUCCGGUUCCGAGUUCUCUCUCCCCUCGAGCAGUGAGAGUGUCGCAGCUCCACAGCAAGUUUCGUCGGUGGCCAAAGUUCCGUACUUGACGGCGCGGAUCUUCACUUCCACUUCUACCUACUCCUUCCCUCUCGCCGUCGGUCGGGUUUUCCUCCGCCUCUAUUUCUACCCUGUAAAUUAUGCCAACUACACCGCCACCGACUCCUUCUUCUCUAUCACAGCUGUCCCUUACACCCUCCUUCACAAUUUCAGUGCUUCUCUUGUCGCUGAUGCUGUAGGUUCCCCCUACAUCACCCGCGAAUUUUCCUUGAAUGUGUCAGCCGGUGUCCUGAACCUCACCUUCACCCCCUCCUCCACUCCCAAUUCUUUUGCCUUUAUAAACGGUAUCGAGAUUGUGCCCAUCCCUGACAUCUUUGUCUCCAACAAUCCUAUCCUUAUCACUGAUGCUUAUGGGAAAUCUAUCUCUUAUGAGAUUGAUCCAGAAUGGGCUAUUCAAACUGUUUACCGGCUCAACGUGGGUGGUCGCGCAAUCACCCCUCGCGAUGAUGAACUGUUCCGCUCCUGGGAAGAUGAUUCAAGAUAUAUUUUCGGCGCUGCUUUUGGCGUGACAUACUCAAAUGAUCCAAACGUUAGCAUCUCAUACCCCCCUCAAGUUCCGACAUACAUUGCGCCGACUGAAGUCUAUGCCACAGCUAGGUCAAUGGGUCCAGAUGCAGGAGUGAAUUUGCAGUACAAUCUUACAUGGAUUCUUCAGGUGGAUGCUGGCUUCUAUUACUUUGUCCGCUUUCAUUUCUGUGAGAUCCAGUAUCCCAUAACCAAGACGAACCAGAGAGUUUUUGAUAUCUUCAUUAAUAACCAGACAGUACAGAAAUAUGCUGAUGUUAUUGCUUGGAGUGGCAAUAUAGGUGUCCCAGCGUACAGGGAUUAUGCGGUGAUUACAAUGGGAAGUGGGCAGAUGGACAUGUGGGUUGCUCUUCAUCCUGACGUUGCAGCGGAACCAGAGUAUUACGAUGCCAUCCUAAAUGGGCUUGAGGUCUUCAAGUUGCAAGACAUUGGCAGCAACAGUUUAGCUGGUCUUAAUCCAGAAUCGGUUAGCCAUCCGAUUGUCGGCAGUCCUAACGAGGAUGUGAGCAGGAAGAAUCAUAAGCCUGUUCCUGCUAUUGUUGGUGGGGUUGCUGUCUUGCUUGUUGCUUUUUGCCUCAUUCUAUUAUGCAAGUGCCGAAGGAAGAAGAAAGUCGUUGCUUGCCACGAGACAUCUAGUUGCUGUGCCUCGCCAAUCCCUUCUAAUCUUUGUCGGCAUUUCUCCAUUACAACGAUUAAGGCUGCCACAAAAGACUUUGAUGAGUCUCUUCUUCUUGGGAUUGGUGGGUUUGGGAAGGUCUAUCUUGGGGAGAUCAAUGCCAUGGGCAUGAAGGUUGCAAUCAAGCGUAGUAACCCAACGUCCGACCAAGGUGUCCAUGAGUUCCAUUCCGAAAUUGAGACGCUCUCAAAGCUCCGACACAUACACCUUGUCUCUUUGAUCGGCUACUGUCAGGGGAACUCUGAAAUGAUAUUAGUCUAUGACUAUAUGGCUCGUGGUACACUUCGUGAUCACCUCUAUAAUUCUCAGAAGCCACCACUUUCAUGGAAACAAAGACUUGAGAUUUGCAUUGGGGCUGCACGAGGGUUGCAUUACCUUCACACAGGCGCAAAGCACACCGUCAUACACCGAGAUGUCAAAACCACAAACAUAUUGCUAGAUGAAAAUUGGGUCGCCAAAGUUUCAGACUUUGGACUUUCGAAAACUCUCCCGACCUUGGAUGACACCCAUGUCAGCACAAUGGUGAAGGGAAGCUUUGGUUACCUUGACCCUGAGUACGCUUGGAGGCACCAGCUCACUGAGAAAUCUGAUGUUUACUCUUUUGGGGUUGUGUUGUUUGAGGUCCUCUGUGCCCGGCCUGCUCUUGUGCACAUGCUUCCAGAUGAACAAGUGAACUUGGCUGAUUGGGCAGUUCACUGUCAGAAGAAUGGCAACCUUGUCUAUAUCAUCGAUCCAUAUUUGAAGGGUAGGAUGGCUCCAGAAAGUUUUGAGAAGUUUGCCGAGACUGCAGAGAAAUGUGUGGCUGAUGUUGGGGCGGACCGACCUUCCAUGGGCGAUGUCCUUCAGAACCUUGAAUUUGCCCUCCGGCUCCAGGAACAUACUGAUGAUGAUGGUGAAAUAACUGAUGGUAUAAUUGAAAAUGCAAUACUCACUUCAAUGGUGGAAUCAAGCACGACAACCACUAUUACCAAAAUGAUCAGAGGUCGGAGCUUUGCUAGUGAGGUGCUGCCAUACAAAAGAUCCCUCGCGUUGUCUUCCCACAGGUCUCUGAUAAGAGCUUAUUCUUGUUCUUGACUUUUAGAUUAAACAUAGAUGACGCAAAUGGAUAAGCCUUUAUCUAUGCAUUGAAGUUGGUAAUCUAAGUUCACUUCAACUGCGUGAGAUAGUACAAAUGAUACAAGUUUGUGCAAUUUAAGGAUGUCUAUAUGGUCAUGCUAUUGAACCAUAUACACUACUAAUAAUAGUAGGUUGUUGGGAAUUGGGAUUUGAGUCUUCUUAUUAUUGUUAGAGUAUAUACUAAAAGUUUAAUUUUUUGUAAACAUUUAUUUUUGAAAUAAAAAAUCACA
Zingiber officinale is the source of this 2910-nucleotide messenger RNA. Its product is annotated as receptor-like protein kinase FERONIA. Gene Ontology annotation, biological process: protein phosphorylation. The record is from RefSeq and is a predicted model, not a curated record. Bases 128 to 2638 code for a protein of 836 amino acids. Lineage: Eukaryota; Viridiplantae; Streptophyta; Magnoliopsida; Zingiberales; Zingiberaceae. The transcript has a single exon. Gene Ontology annotation, molecular function: protein kinase activity; ATP binding.